This is a messenger RNA of Drosophila elegans, 3235 nucleotides long. Its product is annotated as glutathione hydrolase 1 proenzyme. Gene Ontology annotation, biological process: glutathione catabolic process. Lineage: Eukaryota; Metazoa; Arthropoda; Insecta; Diptera; Drosophilidae. The record is from RefSeq and is a predicted model, not a curated record. Gene Ontology annotation, cellular component: plasma membrane. Bases 321 to 2900 code for a protein of 859 amino acids. The transcript is spliced from 7 exons. Gene Ontology annotation, molecular function: glutathione gamma-glutamate hydrolase.
UUGAACGUCGCGAACGCCGCCGCUAUCAAAAUUGUCGCUACCAAAGUCGCGACAACUAGCAAUCUGAAACCAUCAACUAGCAACUAGCAACACUAAAUUCACAAUCCCAAUCAAAAUCAAACUAAAUUACCUAUUACAAUCUGUCAAAGGAAUUCCAACCGUGCCACAUUUCUUAUUCAUUAGUAUUUUUUUGUAAUUUUUUAUUGUGCGUGCAUUGGCAUAAACGAUUUGAGUUCGGAACUGUGCCAGCUGGCGGCAUCAAAAGCUGGAGGAGGUGCUAAUCCCAUAAGGAGCACAAUAAAAUCGGCGAAAGUUGCAGAAUGCAUUCCACGGCAUGCGGCGUAGGUGCCUCGGCCACAAACCUCUCAACUCUGCAAACCAGCAGCUCCAUCACCAUCCCACCAGCAUCAGCAGGACAAGGAACAGGAACGGGAACGGGAUCAGGAGCGGGAGCAGCAGCGGAUGCCCACAAAAUGGUGCACCACAGCAACGAGGAUGCCAUGAACAAGAUUCCACUGAAGUCCGCCGGCGGCUUGGACUCCGACGAGGAGAAGAAUGGCGGGGAGCUCAUGCAGGACACCGCCGCCGCCGAGGAGGCGCGUCGCGAGCAGAUGCGUGUCAAAGUUUUGGCCUGGAUGAAGAAGCUGACCAUCGUGCUGAUCUGUUUUAUUGGCAUUGCCCUGAUCAGCUACGUGAUCAUAAGCCUGUGUUUCAGUGACUGGCCAAAAUCGACGCCAAAUAGAAACAUCACAACAACAACAACAACAGCGACAACGACAACAUCAACAAGCACAGAGGCAACAACAACAGCAGCAAAAGCAACAGCAACAGAAAUUGCAAUUGCAACAGCAGCAGCAACAGAAAUUGCAAGUAGUCUAGCACCGUUAUCACCGGCAACAGCAGCAACAAUUGCACCAUCUGCAACUGCAACAACAAUAAGCACCACCACCUCCACCACCACCACCACCACAACAACAAGAACAACAGCAACAAGUACACCACAACCACCACCAACAACAACAACAACAACAAGCAGAACAGAUAGCAAUCCCAGCCCCACACUUAAAACAUUUCAUUUAACAGAUGAGCAGCAGCAACAGGAAGUGGAAACGGAAAGUAUUGGCAACCUGAACCAAGGAUCCUCGUCGAACACGGCCAGCACUCCGGCGGAGGACGCCCUGCCCAAUGUGGUCGCCUCCACGGCGGCAACCACUGCGGGACCACCCGCCUGGCUGGCAAACCAGAUCAAAAUCGACACCAGCGAGCAGUUCGAGUCGGUCCUCGGUGUGUACCAACAUGGAGCAGUGAGCUCCGACAACCUCGAGUGCAGCAAGAUCGGAAGCGGAAUCCUUCAGAAAAAUGGCAGCGCGGUGGACGCGGCGAUCGCAGCGCUCCUUUGCAACGGACUGCUGACCCUUCAGAGCCUGGGCAUCGGCGGUGGCCACCUGAUGAACGUGUAUAACCGGAAGGAGCGGCACGCCACCACCAUCGAUGCCCGCGAGGUGGCACCGUAUGCCUCCGAGGGAGACAUGUUCGCCCAGGAGCCGGAAAAGUCGUACAAGGGACCGCUGAGCAUCGGUGUGCCCGGCGAGGCGAUGGGUUACCAUGUGGCGCACCAGAGAUUCGGCAAACUUCCGUGGGCGGACCUGGUGGCACCAUCGCUGGAGCUCUGUGAGAAGGGAUACCAUGUGUCGCAGCACAUGGAACGGUCUCUGGCAGCUGCACUGCCGUACAUCAAGGAACAUGAGCAGUAUCAGAUCUAUCUAAAUGCGAAGACGGGCAAGCCGCAUGUGGCCGGAACGGUGGUGAAGCCGCCAAAGAAUCUCUGCAAUACGUACAAACUUCUUGCCGAGAACGGACCCAUGGACCUGUACAAUGGAACGGCGGCCAAGUUGCUGGCCAAGGAUCUGGAGGACAUGGGCAGCAUUAUUUCGUCCGAUGAUCUUGAGUUCUACGAGGCCGAUGUGAUCGAUUCCAUCACCAUGGACUUGGGCGAGGAUACCCUGUAUGUGGCACCACCGGUCAGUUCCGGUUCGUUGGUGGCCCACGUCUUGAGCAUUUUGCAGGGCUAUAACUUUUCGAAUCAGGAUCUGGCCACCGAGGAGUUGAGGGCCCGCACCAUCCACCGAUUUGCCGAGGCCAUGAAGUUCGCCUUCGCCAAGCGCUCGGAACUGGGCGACAUGCAUUUCGUUGAUGCCCGAGAGCUGGUCAGCAAGCUGAAUAGUCGCGAGUUUGGCGAAGAGAACCGGGCCAAGAUCAACGACUCCCAUGUCCUGCCCAAUCACCAGUCGUACGGUGCCGAGUUCGGCUCCAUCGAGGACCCCGAUGGCACAUCGCAUCUAUGUGUUUUGGCACCCAACGGGGAUGCCGUCUCGGUGACCAGCUCCAUUAAUUCCUAUUUUGGCUCCGGACUGAUUGGCACACGUACGGGCAUCGUGCUGAACAAUGGAAUGAACGACUUUGCCGUGGCGAACAACUUUUUCGGGCUGCCGCCGUCGCCGGCCAAUGUGAUUGAGGGCCACAAGCGGGCGAUGUCCUCGCAAUCGCCAGUCCUGCUGGCGGACAGUCUGGGCAACAUCCGAAUGGUGAUCGGAGCGGCCGGAGGCAGCAAGAUCAUUCCCGCCGUGGUGGAGGUGGCCGCCAAUGUGCUGUGGUUCGACCAAGAUCUGCGGAAGGCGGUCACUGCACCCCGGUUCUACCAUCAGCUGCUGCCCGAUGUGCUGGAAUACGAGGAGGGUGGCUUCUCGGAGUCCCUGCUGCAGCUGCUGGCCCAGCGGGGUCACACGUUGAAGGCCAUCUCCAGGCUCGCGGGAUCGGUGGUCACGGCCAUUUCGCGGAAUGCCACGGCCAUCUAUGCGAAUGCCGACUAUCGCAAGCGCGGCGGAGUUGCAGGGUUCUAGGAUGUGCACGCAGUUCACUAACUCAUCAAUCAACCCACUCACUUACCACUCACCCAUACGUCGCACGCACACACACACACUCUCACACACAGACUCACACACACCCACGCACUGCAUUGAGAUUAGAGAACAGGAUCGGCCCGAAAAGAGAGCAAUUUCCAUGGAACGCGAGCAAAUUAAUGGGCAGGCCUGCUGAAGCAGAUCGAUUCGCAUCAAUGGAAAAGUAUUUAAGCUAGCUAUGUCUUUUUUACAUACUAUGUAUAUCGUACGUUAUAUAAAUUUAUAUGCUACUACCUAACUACUACCUUAUACAAUAAAAACCAACAGAAAACCAA